This is a messenger RNA of Rhodotorula toruloides NP11, 798 nucleotides long. RefSeq lists its product as uncharacterized. The transcript is spliced from 2 exons. The record is from RefSeq and is a predicted model, not a curated record. Bases 1 to 798 code for a protein of 265 amino acids. NCBI's taxonomy places the organism in Eukaryota, Fungi, Basidiomycota, Microbotryomycetes, Sporidiobolales, Sporidiobolaceae.
AUGGACACGGCGCUCAACAACGCGCUGGAGCAGGCGCGAGGACUCGUUGGCGAAGAGGAGGACGAGGACGCGCAAGAGAUCCUUGCCGGCGAGGACAAUGAGCAGACGAUCGAAUUCGAAUCCUCCUCCCCGACUCUCGUCGUUCCUUCACCUCGUCGCGCCUCUGCCGAAUCGACAGCGUCGACUAUCACCGACAAGCCUCUACCCGGCCUUCCGCCUCCGACUCCAUCGCGGACGUCCGACUCGACGCGCAACACCGUCACGAAGCGCCCGACAGGCGACUUGGAUGUCCACCUCGACACGACGAACAGCGGUGCUGAGACCGACAAUCCGCAGAUCGGUCCACCGCAGGUCAACGAGGACUUCCCAACGGGCUCAUCAAAUGUCGCUCAGGUCGAGGAGAACGAGCCGACGGACGCGGACGGUCCAGCCGACGAAGCCGUUGAGGCCACCACGCCGGACGGCGAAGCGGCGGCUGAGGGUGAGAUGGCUAUUGUCUCGGAGUAUGAGCAAGACAAUGAGGGAAAGCCGGAGGCGCAGGGUGAUGUUGAGCAAGACGAGGCGGAAGAGACGUUGCCUGCGUCCCAGGACGAGCAGGUCUCAGCGCUGUCGACUUCAACCGCGUCAGCCGACCAGCCAUUACCGCCGGCUACGCCUUCGUUGGUGGCGCACCCAAUCUCGCCCUCCUUCGUGCCAACCUCACCUUCGUCGGCGCGCCAACGGACGGACAGCAAUGCGAGCAGUACGACCGGCAUGCGCCCGCUCGUCCUCCCUAUCACGACUCGCUUGCGACAUUGA